GUAGCCGUAGUGUUAUUUUGUCACUUCCGCUUCCUCUCUCUGCUAAGCAGUCACAAUGUCGCUGGUCAUUCCAGAAAAGUUUCAACACAUUCUUCGUGUUAUGAACACGAACAUAGAUGGACGACGAAAAAUCAUGUUUGCAAUUACAGCAAUCAAGGGUGUGGGUCGCCGCUUCAGUAAUGUUGUCUGUAAAAAGGCAAACGUAGAUAUUUCCAAACGUGCUGGUGAACUCACAGAAGAAGAGGUUGAGCGCAUUGUGACGGUAAUGGCCAACCCUCGUCAGUACAAGAUCCCAGACUGGUUCCUCAAUCGACAGAAGGAUAUCAAGGAUGGUCGUUACACACAAGUCCUGUCCAAUGCACUUGAUAACAAGCUGCGUGAGGAUCUGGAGCGACUGAAGAAGAUCCGUGCCCACCGUGGUCUGCGUCAUUACUGGGGUCUUCGUGUCCGUGGUCAGCACACCAAGACAACUGGACGUCGUGGUAGGACUGUUGGUGUUGCCAAGAAGAAGUAAAUUUUGACAUGGACAUAAAUAAAGCAAAUAAAGUUAUCCAGUUAAA
Molecule: messenger RNA, 560 nt
Organism: Pomacea canaliculata
Lineage: Eukaryota; Metazoa; Mollusca; Gastropoda; Architaenioglossa; Ampullariidae
Product: 40S ribosomal protein S18
Exons: 5
Coding region: 56-514 (152 amino acids)
Biological process (GO): translation
Cellular component (GO): small ribosomal subunit; ribosome; cytosol
Molecular function (GO): RNA binding; structural constituent of ribosome
Source: RefSeq, a predicted model, not a curated record